AUGGAAGCCGGGUGCCAAGAAUGCAUCUCGGGCACGAUCCACAAAGGCUUGCCCAAGGGCAAGGAAGAAACAAUUCAUGGGCUGAAUACAUAUGUGAUUGGUAAUCGCGAGAACCCGAGGGGCAUCAUCGUCAUCUACUCAGAUAUCUUUGGCCUUUCCUUGCCAAACAACAAACUCAUCGCCGAUGGAUAUGCCAAAAGCGGCGAGUGGCUCGUCUACCUUCCAGACUUCUUCAAGGGCGAUACCGUAUCGCUGAAGUUUGCCGAUGUGGCGAUUCCAGUUGACGCAGCCAAGCAGUCAACUUUGGCAAAGUAUACCGGCUUGCUAGCCAGCGCACCUUCGCUUGUAAUGUGGUUAGCAAGGCAUAAGCAAGGACCCACGAACAAAAUCUGCAUGGAGUUCUUGGAGGCAUUGAGACGGGCAACCCCUGGAACUCGGAAGAUCGGGAUAAGUGGAAUGUGUUGGGGUGGAAGGUAUGCGCUCCGUGCCGGGCUCGAGAGCCAUAUGAUUGAUCUCGACGGCCAAAAGGUGCCGCUUGUGGACGCAGUGGUUGCGAUGCACCCAAGUAAUCUUGUGCUUGAGGAUGAUGUCAACCCUUUGGUUGUUCCUGCUAGUAUUGGUUGGGGUUUGGAGGAUGAGGCUGUGAAGAUUGAGACGAAAAGCAAAGUGGAGGAGAUCCAUCAGAGAGCGAAGAAGGCAGGAAAGAAAGUGCCGGAAAUAGAGCACAGGAUCUAUAAGCCUGGGAGGCAUGGCUUUUCAGUGAGAGGCAACCCAGACGACCCUCAAGAGAGAGCCUGCCUGGAGGACUCUGAGAAACAGGCGUUGGAUUGGUUUCAGCGUUGGCUUUGA
Molecule: messenger RNA, 849 nt
Organism: Exophiala aquamarina CBS 119918
Lineage: Eukaryota; Fungi; Ascomycota; Eurotiomycetes; Chaetothyriales; Herpotrichiellaceae
Exons: 2
Coding region: 1-849 (282 amino acids)
Molecular function (GO): hydrolase activity
Source: RefSeq, a predicted model, not a curated record